Pistacia vera is the source of this 1784-nucleotide messenger RNA. Its product is annotated as aspartyl protease family protein At5g10770-like. Bases 1 to 1641 code for a protein of 546 amino acids. Gene Ontology annotation, molecular function: aspartic-type endopeptidase activity. Gene Ontology annotation, biological process: proteolysis. The transcript is spliced from 5 exons. The record is from RefSeq and is a predicted model, not a curated record. Lineage: Eukaryota; Viridiplantae; Streptophyta; Magnoliopsida; Sapindales; Anacardiaceae.
AUGCCAGCUUCAUUCAACAAGCACUUCUCCUAUUGUCUAUCUUUAUUCAACAAGCACUUCUCCUAUUGUCUAUCUUCAUCUGGAAGCUCGCCUGGAUACAUAACCUUUGGUAAAACUGCUGAGGAUAUUAAAGAUUUUCCUCUUGUCCUUGGGAAUGUUCAGCAACGUGGAAUAGACGUGCAUUACGAUGUUGCUAAUGGGAAGCCUGGGUUUGCUCCUGAGCUUCGGCCAGCUGCUUAUAUAAAGCAACCCAAGAAAACAGAGUUUGCACGUUCUAGCUAUUAUGCUAAACAAGCUGAAGCCCAAUGCUCUGAUUGUCACAUUGUUGAAGUCAGUUCUCUAUUGCCUCCAACUGUUUGCAACUUGACUUCCACCAUAGUUCCAAACAAAGCAUCUCUAGAGGUUGUCAGCAAAUAUGGUCCAUGCUCUACCAUAAAUGAGGGCAAAGUAAAAUCUCCAAAUUACACGGAAAUUCUGCACAAAGACCGAGCCCGAGCCAAAUACAUUCAAUCCAGAAUCUUCAAGCCCAAACAUUUUGGUAGUGAUGAUGAUGACCAUUUAAAGCGAACAAAGGCCUUAACAGCCGGUGCCGUGCCUUUUCUAUCAAAUGGGGAGUUCUAUAUUACUGUAUCCUUGGGAACGCCAAGACAAGUUGUUACUCUCCUUUUGGACACUGGUAGCGCCAUCACUUGGACGCAGUGCAAGCCAUGCCUUAAAUGUUUUAAACAAAAAACCCCGUUAUUUGAUCCAACCAAAUCCUCGACUUAUUCUUCCGUUCCAUGCCGGUCGAAAGCCUGUUUACCAGAUUUCGAACCAACUUGCGGUUCCAAUACAUGCUUCUACGGUGCCUUAUACGGUAGCGGUAGUUCCAAUGGCCAUGUAGCAACUGAAAAGUUAACCAUAAUGAAUGGCUCUGGUAAAUUUGUCAAAUACCCUUACAUUUUCGGAUGUGGCACUAAUAAUUCCGCCGAUAUUGAUGGAGUAACUGGGUUAAUGGGUCUCGGUCGAACUCCAUCAUCCUUUAUAUCACAAACUUACCAAAAAUACUUUUCUUACUGCUUUCCGUCAUCUUAUGGUUCCACUGGAUACAUAACCUUUGGCAAAUCUGAUGACGAUAUCAGAAACAAAUUCAUCAAAUUCACUCCAAUAACCACUUCUCCCAAACAGUCGUUGUUUUACGAUAUUAUGGUAAUUGGAAUGACCAUCGCUGGAAAAAGGCUACCUGUGGCCAGUUCAGUGUAUACUAAAUUAGAAACGAUUACUGAUUCUGGAACAACCAUCACGGCUCUGCCACCAUCCCUGUAUGUGGCCCUGAGAUCAGCUUUCCGCAAGCAAAUGUCAAAAUAUAAGAUGAUAAAACCAGUGAGCGAACUUGAUACUUGUUAUGAUUUUCGCAGUUAUGAUAAAGUUGUAAUACCAAAGAUUUCUUUCUUCUUCAAAGGUGGGGUUGAAUUGGAGCUGGAUGUGAAGGGAAUUAUGGUGGUAUAUAAAAAGGAUUUAAGCCAAGUGUGUUUAGCUUUUCAGAAAGCAGACCCUGAUAACCCUAUUUUUAUUUUGGGUAAUAGUCAACUAAGGGGAAAAGAGGUGCACCAUGAUAUUGUUGGACAGAGGGUUGGGUUUGGUCCCGGUGGUUGCAGCUAAGCUCAGCUAAAGAGGAAUGAAUCUUCCAACUUAGCACUUGAAAAUUAAGAAGCUGAAAUUCUCUUGCUUAAAUUUUAUGUUUUGAAUAAUGUAUUCCUAGUUAUAUGCUUGUACUUUCAAGAAACAUUGAAUAAAGUUUGUUA